CUCCUCUGUCAGAGUGAUGUAGGGUCACGAGAAUGGGGAAACACCUUCCAAGGAGAAAACACACAUGCACACAUGCACUUUCACAACACACACACACAAACACACACAGCGCUCCUCGCUGAGUGCUGAAUGGUGAGAGAACGGCACAUGCUGCAAGAGACGAACUUGGAUAGCAACAUUUCUCCAAACUGAAGGAUAAAGAAAUGGACCCACAAUUCUUCACUCCUCCUGAGCACUGAAGACAGCGGAGAACCAGAGAGAACGGAUACAGAGGAGAGAUUUCUUCAUCACCUGAUUUGUGGAGCUUUAACAUGGGAUGAGCUCCUGACAACGGUGUCUUAAGUGCCUCUGGAAAGGAACUUCCUGUUUAUGGCCAGCUGUGCCCUGUGUAUCCUGACCGAGAGCCCAACCAGAUCCUGGCCUCUGAGCUCUGAACCCUAACCCUGGAGGGGCAGGGGGGUCGACAGGGAGAAAAUGCGGUGCACCACCCUCUUGGCCCUGCUGACCGGAGUCAUGCUGUACCUGGUGAUGGGAGCGCUUGUUUUCCGCACCCUGGAGGCCCCCGAUGAGAAUUCGGCGUACAAAGACCUGCUUGCUACCAAGCACACGUUCCUCGAUAAUAAGUCCUGUGUCACCGAGCUGGAGUUCCACAAGCUUGUGAAGGGAGUGGCGUCUGCGGUGGAGGCAGGCCUGGAUGUGCGCAGCCUUCCUGCCAACUUCACCAGCCGCUGGGACCUUGCUUCCGCCUUCUUCUUCUGUGGUACCAUCAUUACCACCAUAGGAGAGCUAUCACCACAUUGUUUUAUUAAAUCCAGUUUAAUGUGUAACUAUUGUUCAAGUCUUAAGUAUUUAUUAUUAUUCAUUCUGCCGCUGUAUUUGUGGUUUGCCUCUCUCUCUCAGAAACGUAAGGUCAGGCCGACCACUGUGCGCGUGAUCUCAGCGGUUCUCUCCAUCCUGAUUGGUUGUCUUAUUUUCCUCGCCGUGCCGACAGUCGUGUUUCAGAAAGUGGAGGACUGGUCGUUUCUGGAGUCGCUUUACUUUGUAGUCAUCACUCUCACUACUGUUGGCUUUGGAGACUAUGUACCAGGUGGCGGUCGUGAGGGCAUGUUCUUCAAGCCUCUGGUGUUGUUGUGGAUCGUGUUUGGUCUCGCCUACUUUGCCUCCAUCCUCACCAUGAUAGGCAACUGGCUGAGGGUGCUGUCUAAGAGGACCCGCGCUGAGAUGGAGGAGUUGAGGGCCCAUGCUACAGACUGGACCCAGAACAUCCAGAACAUGUCCAUGGACUUCCGCAUCCCGAACCCUCUGGAGUUCAACGACCCCUUCCUCCUGCAGCGCCGGCGCUGGAAACGCAGCGAGCGUCGUCGCAUCCGCCGGGGAGCCCAGGUCACUCUGGGACACUGGGCUCGAGGAGCAUCCGAGAACGGACACCUACCGAACCGCUGGGGAGGCCUCUCCAACUCCAUGAGCCAACUGGAGGCCCAUUCGUCUCUUGAGAGGGCGGUGGUGGCCAAGUCCAGACCACGGGUCACUGCUGCUGGAGGUGGAACGGGUCCAAGACUGGUGCCCGGAUUGAGGGUUGACCCCACUGUGGGCCUGCAGGUGGAGGGCAGGCCGUUUCCUCACCUGCUGGCCCGCUCAUUCUCCCUCCCUGUGGCCCGCUCCACCUUAGAGCUGGACUCAGCAGGUGCAGCCUUGCAGGGAAGAUCUAUGUCUGGAUCUGAGUCUCCUUUUGAUUCCAGAUCAGACGUCUCCUCGGUCUCCUCGUCCUUCUUGGCGCUCCACAGGUUCCAGCCCUGCUGUACGGUCAGCAGCAUGGAGGAGGGAGGAGCGAGAGCCACAGAAAUGAACACAGCACAAGAGAAAAACAGGCUGAUUCUAGCAGAGAAAUAUGAAUCUGCAGCAAACAAUAGCCACAAACACACACCUGCCCCUGUUUUUCUCCCUCACUCCUCUUCUCUUCCCCCUUUUAUUCCUUCUUCUCGCCAAUCAAUUGUCCUUCCCUCACCUCCCCUCAACAUGGCGUCUUCGGCCAGCUGCCAGCUGCUGGAUUUCUUCGGAGAGAACCUGGCAUACAUCGACGAGUCCUCGGACACUCUAAGUGACCGCGCCCAGCCAGCAGCAAGCGAGGGGAGGAAGAGACGACCACGAAAACCCAAGAGGAGGAGCAUGAGGAAGCAGCUGUCCCACAGGUGGAGCCCCACACAGGUGAGGAGGUCCAACAGUGACAUGCGGCCACCUUCGAAUCCUCCCACACCACCUCCAGACUCUUCCCUUUCAGACCUGCCCCCAUCAGAGAACCAGACAGGUUCAGCUCAGCCACAAAGUCAAGAUGUGACAGAACAUAAUAGUUAACAACAGACAUGACGUUCCUACCACUCUGAACAUGUUCAUGCUUAGCCUCACAAAGUCAGCACACACAUUUUACUUUGUUACUUUGUGAUCUGUUGAUCUGAUGUUUAGCUGGUAUAAUAUUUACCUUGUUUGCACUAGAAAAGAAGACGAGUCAUCAAAGUUGUUACGGGUCUGUACCAAUACCCACACUUGCAGUCACACGCACCAGCAGGUUGUAGGUACCACGUCAGAAAAACACAAACACACAGUACACUUGGUGCACACUUUACCUAUUCAAAGCUGAGAGUAUAAAAUACAUAUAUUAAAAAUAUAUGAGACAGAAAUCAUCAUACAUCAUCAUACAGAAUACAUGCACAACUCUAUUUAAUUUAACAUUAUAACUCCUCUCAGCUCCUUAAUGUGCGUUUUUGAUGUGAUUGUACGGCUGAGCUCGGUUGUGCCUUUCUGUGAGCGACUGGAUGUCCUUAUUAAUCAAGGCCGAGUCAGUUCUGAUAAACUUCCACAGGCUUGUGAUCUUAACAGACACUUGAGCACUGUGGCAAUUAUGGGAAAAUGCAUCACACAACCAGACAUUUGGGUACUACACAAGUGUGGGUAUUGGUUAUUUCCUGGCAGUCCAUCCAGUAGUCCAUCAAAAACAGAUUUUGAAAUAACGAGAGUGAUAAAAGGCCCUCAAUCACUCUUCCUUUUAAAGUCGACCACACCAAACAGCUGGUCAUAACUUUUAGUGGUUUAAAGAGGUUGAGCCACAUCAUUAUCCAUCAUUACACAUAAUUAUCUACUUUGUUAAUCUGUCCUUCAGCCGCUGAGCUCAAUCAAUUCUCAGCACAUGUAUUUAACUCUGAAUCUCAGAUUUAAGUGGCUUUGUGAGGCUAACUUUUGGUGACUGACUGAUUCAGUGCAGGGCUUCCCACAGUGUUUUAUAGCUGAGGUGGGCCACUACGCUAGAAACAAGAAAUAUAUUUAAUACUUUUGUGGCAUUAAAAGGGAAAAAGAACACGUAAGUAAGAGGGGUUAAAAAGUGUGACUUGUUUUAGGACGUCAUCUAGUAACAAAAUUGAGCAUAAGACACGAUGCGUCGGGAUCUGGGUGGCAUACCACGACAGCUAAAAACAAAUAAAAACUCUCUGGGGAAAACCCAGCAGCUGGUGGAGAACCGGAACCACAACAACAGUACAAUAGUAUCAAAGCACGACAGGGCCAUCAUUCACCCUCAGAGCAGUGUCAGUCUGUGUAAUGCCGUCGUCCUGACAAUGGAAAACUGACACUGUCCAGUUGUGUGAGGGAUGAAGCAGGUGGCUACUGCUCUUCAAUGUCUUUAAGGGUUAAAAAGGGCAAAGGUCAGACCGAGUUGCUGUCCACUGCUUUGUGUUAAAACUUGUGUGCUCCUUACACCCCGAUAAGCAUCUUUGUAUGCCUGCCUUGAAUGUAAGCGGUCAGAGGGCUAUUAAAGCAACGCUGAGGUUAUUAUUAAGUUUGUGGUGUUUACCAACUAUACUAUCAAGUGUCCUUAAGUCACUGUUGGCAAGAUUCUGCUUGUGACCACUUUUUGUUAGUGUUUUUAUUUUUUUAAAAACUCUGCCCCUUUUGCCAAAUAAAUAACUGCAAGUUAUCUUAGCUUGUGUACACACCUUUCAAGUACUGUACUGUUUGUCCUCGGUUGAACCCUGUUAGAUUCCUCAUAAUGUAUUAAAGUGAUGAUUAUCAGACCUUUCUUAAUACACACAAUGUUAUUUUACAUUAACCUGAACAAGGCUGAACCUCUGCAGACGCCUUUGUGAUUUAUUUUAUACAUGUUUUUGAUCGUCAAUGGAGCAAUGUUUGUGGGGCCCUGCCAGGAAACACUAAUGUGCCCACAAAGGCGGUGGGAGACAAAGAAGGCAAGUUUGUAAACAUGUAAACAUUGCAGGUUUUUAACUUUUAAGAAAAAAAAAAAAAGUUUGUUUGAACUUCACACAAUGUGUUUUGGGGAGUAAGAGUGAAUGUAAACAGAAACAUUGUUUACAAGAAAACACCACAGACUCCACACACAUUCAAAUAGUAGAAAGCCUAGGUACUGAUAUAAAACCAGGCUUGUGUCCCAGUUUCACUACUUAUUGAGCUGUUUUUAAGUGUGUUCACAGUGGAAAGGUGCCAAAAUGAACUGUUAGUAUUCUUACUAUAAAACAGUUGAUGUUUGAGUGUGCUGUUAAUGUACACCUGCCCUAGAAAGUAAAUUAUGAUCGACAGCUCCAAAGAAAGAAACACAGAAUCUCUACAAGAUAUUUUGGUUUCUCUUUGUUAUGUUUAAAAUCAGUUUGAUGUAUCAUUUCCUUAAAGUAUAAAGUAUGGUAAAAUGUCUCCUAUAACAACUGCAACAAUCAUUAUACAGAAAUAUAUUAAUAUAUAUUACAUAGAGUAUAAAACUGGGACACAACGUGUUGUUUCCAAGCGUCCGUCCACUGGAGAGCAUGAGAUGCGUCAUGACCUGGAUCCUGAACCCUGAGAGUCCUGAAUGAACUCAGCUCUUGGUGGAUGUGGGAUAAACAGUAAGUUCCUGCUUACUCAGAAUCAGGAACUAUGACAAGAGGCUAUGGUGGCAUUAUGCCCUCCACCACAGCCAAAAUAAGUAACUGACUGAAUCCAUGCUCAAAUUCAGGCUCCCACAUAUUUUGUCAUUUGUUGACAGAGGGUUGGAAGGAGGAAGAUAUUCACAUGGCACUUUACUGCCGUGCUGACCACGACCCAUCAGCCAUAUCGUCAUCUGAGUCUGACUCCUGAACUUUGGGAAGGAUGUUUUUCUACCUUAUUUUUUAUAUACAAUAAAAAAAGAAGGUGGAGAAGAUGUUUGAAUUGUGCCUCUCUGAUGACUCAAGUCUUUCAGUUUCAGACUAAAUAUGUGGCCUUAAACUCUUAAACUCGUGUUUCAGACCUCAUGAUACGGGGCGCUGUUUGUAAUGUGUAAAAGGCUCAAAUUAACGGUCUAUUGUGGAACAUUUAUAAGAUUCAGAGUGAGAUUUGCAAACUUUUAAUAUCUAUUAACUGUUUUAAAGCAUUACUAAAUGCCUGUCUAAUAACUGAUUCUA
Molecule: messenger RNA, 5417 nt
Organism: Morone saxatilis (striped sea-bass)
Lineage: Eukaryota; Metazoa; Chordata; Actinopteri; Moronidae
Gene: kcnk4a
Product: potassium channel, subfamily K, member 4a
Exons: 7
Coding region: 475-2352 (625 amino acids)
Biological process (GO): stabilization of membrane potential; potassium ion transmembrane transport
Cellular component (GO): membrane
Molecular function (GO): potassium ion leak channel activity
Source: RefSeq, a predicted model, not a curated record